AUGGCAGACCCAUUGAAUACGUUGGAUACCACGCCGGAUGGCGCAACUUCCAACCUGCAGCCCGUCUCGCGAAAGUCGUAUCCCAUCGCUGGGAUCCUUACGACAGUUUUUGGCCUCGAUGAAAUUCCCCCUCAAGCUACUGAUAUCGCCUGUCUCUGGCUGCUGCACCCUAGACUGGCGACGCAGGAGCGAAUGGCCGGGAUCGCUGCAGCUAUCAUCAAUGGCUGGAACCAAAAGAUCCAAACUAAUCCUGGUUCACAGGAGCCUAUCAAGGGCUUGAUUGCCGUCGCGUUUGACCAAAGAAAUCAUGGUUCGAGACUAGUCAAUCCCCUUGGAAAUGAAGCCUGGAGGCAAGGAAAUCCUCGACAUGCGCAGGACAUGUUCUCCAUAUUCCAGGGCACUGCCCGAGAUGUAUCACUUCUGAUCGACUAUCUCCCAUCUUUCGUAUUUCCCAAUGCUGAACGACGAAUCUUGGAUAAUCUCGUCCUUGGUGUUUCCCUAGGCGGUCAUGCAGCGUGGAGUUGCAUUCUACAUGAGCCUCGCGUGAGUGCCGGCGUCGUUAUCAUCGGCUGUCCUGACUAUGUGAGCCUCAUGGCGGAUCGUGCAAGAUUAUCUAAACUCCCAUCAUGGACAAACAGCGAUCCCCCGGGCUCCCAGUUCUUAAGUUCCGAAGCAUUCCCUUCUACGCUUCUUGAAGCGAUAAACAAAUAUGACCCCGCAGGCUUGUUCCUCAGCUGUUUGAGUACAGGUUCGGAUAUUGGCUAUCUGCGCGAUGGACUUCUGGGGGAGCCAAAUGAGCAAGAGAAGCAAGCUUUACGGCCGCAUUUCACACGAUGUCUGGCAGGCAAAAGGAUUCUCAAUCUGUCCGGGGGGCUUGAUAAACUGGUACCUUAUCACCGAGGAGAGGCUUUUCUCACUUGGCUGAAACGUGCCAUAGGGCCCACUGGCUGGUUCGCUGAUGGCGGAGUGGCAUUUGAGGACAUUAUUGAUGAGAGUGCUGCGCAUGAAGUAACUCCUAAGAUGGUUCGCGAAGCAGUGCGGUUUAUCAAUGAGACCCUUGCCGCUUCUAAGAACAACGCGAAAACGUCAGGCUCCGUUCGUGAAUCAAAGAUAUAA
Molecule: messenger RNA, 1116 nt
Organism: Aspergillus tanneri
Lineage: Eukaryota; Fungi; Ascomycota; Eurotiomycetes; Eurotiales; Aspergillaceae
Exons: 2
Coding region: 1-1116 (371 amino acids)
Source: RefSeq, a predicted model, not a curated record